Anguilla rostrata (American eel) is the source of this 2000-nucleotide messenger RNA. Its product is annotated as protein MAK16 homolog. Gene Ontology annotation, biological process: maturation of LSU-rRNA; maturation of 5.8S rRNA. The transcript is spliced from 9 exons. Gene Ontology annotation, cellular component: preribosome, large subunit precursor; nucleolus. NCBI's taxonomy places the organism in Eukaryota, Metazoa, Chordata, Actinopteri, Anguilliformes, Anguillidae. Bases 548 to 1435 code for a protein of 295 amino acids. The record is from RefSeq and is a predicted model, not a curated record.
AAAGAGGGGAGGAAACAUAAGCGAGGAGGUUGUAAUAUCAAGAUUAAGAAUAGGACACAGCAAUUUACGCAGCACGCUUCAUCUUAUAGGUAAACAUCCAACCGGUCUUUGUGAAAUCUGUCAGGUACCAGAAACCUCAGAACACGUUAUCAUUAACUGCAAUAAAUAUAGGUCGGAAAGGAAGGAUAUGAUGGAGGAGAUGGGAAGAUUGGGGAUAACAGGAGCAGGAUUGAGGGAUGUACUGGAGUGUGGGGCUAGUUGGCAGGGGAGGAGAUGUUUUAUCAACUACCUUCGGGGAACGGGACUGUUAAUAAAAGUGUGACAGGCAAUAAGCUGUAGGAGUUAACUUACUCCGAAAGAUGGCAGUAAUGCAACUUUCAAGGACGCAAGCUGCCGGUAAACAACACCGAAGAAGCAUGUGGCAGACUACCAUUCGUAAGAGUUGAUAAUUAUAUAUUAGUUAUAUUUUUCCAGUUACUUAACACACAACAUUUGGAACAUCAUAAGAACGGACAAUUUAUAACGGCUGUUCCACGAAAAGCAGAAAAUGCAGCACGACGACGUUAUUUGGGAGAUAAUUGGAAACAAGCAGUUCUGCUCCUACAAAGUCAAGACAAAGAAUCAGAAUUUUUGUCGGAAUGAAUACAAUGUAACUGGGCUUUAUAACCGCUCGUCCUGUCCUCUGGCGAACAGUCAGUAUGCUACCAUCAGGGAGGAAAAAGGCCAAUGUUUUCUGUACAUGAAGGUAAUUGAAAGAGCAGCUUUUCCUGCCCGGAUGUGGGAGAAGGUGAAGCUGAGCAAGAACUAUGAGAAGGCGCUGGAGCAGAUCGAUGAGAACCUCAUCUACUGGCCUCGUUUCCUCAGACACAAGUGCAAACAGCGGUUCACCAAGAUCACACAGUACCUGAUACGCAUCCGCAAGCUCACCCUCAAGAGACAGAGAAAGCUAGUUCCGCUCAGCAAGAAGGUGGAAAAGAGAGAAAAGAGGAGAGAGGAAAAAGCCCUGAUCGCAGCCCAGCUGGAUAAUGCGAUCGAGAAAGAACUGCUGGAGAGACUGAAACAAGGAACGUAUGGAGACAUCUACAACUUUCCCGUCCACGCUUUUGACAAGGCCCUAGAACAGCAGGACGAAGAGAGCGAGACUGAUUCAUCAGAGGGCGAAGCGGAGGAAGAGGACGAUGAGGACAUGGACAAACUGAAAGGCAGCAGCGAUGAGGAAGGCGACUCCAGUGAAGAGGAGGAAUCCGAGGAGGAGAUGGAGGUGGAGCAGGAGAGGGAGGCGAAAGGGAAGGGGAAAGCUGCUGCUUCUUCUAAGUCCACGGGGAAGUCGAAAGGAGAGGCACCCCUCCAAGGUCCCGCCAGGAAGAAGCGGGCCUACGUGGAGAUCGAAUACGAGCAGGAGACAGAGCCUGUCGCCAAGAGCAAGGCCACAUAGACUGCCUCUACACAUCAUGUGCUGUAAGCCCAGUACUCUGCCAAAUGACUCUUAACGCGAUUGGCUGUUCCAGUGGAAUCAGUCAGCGCCAAUCAGUAUCAUGACCCUAGGAUUGCCUGUUCCAGAGCGUUUGUAUUAACAGGAAAGGAUUCCUCAGACUGGUCAGUGGACGUAAAUUAAAUGUGUUGCAGUAGACGUCAGUCAGAAUUAAGUGCCCUGCAGUCCUGAAGAAUGUCACCAGUGCAAAAAAAAGAAAACCCUAGCCAUACCAGUGGUCAUCAGAACGGCUGUACAUGAAGAGUGUGCACGUAUUAUUGGCCUUAAAUAUUUAUAUUUUUUAUUUUUAAACACUACCCUGUUGUCUGAAAUCCUUCAUGCAUCCAGAAUAUGCCCGAGGACCUUAUUGUGAGUGACUUAAGUCAGAUCAUUAGAACCACUGUGUUCAUAUGUUGACAUUCUGAAAAUCUCUGGAAUUAAAGCCAGAUUAUGUCCAAUGGAAAAAACAGUGAAAUUACACAUUUCAAGAUGGCGCUUUAUACCAGCAAGAUAAAAUGUUUUACAACCA